GAAUACGGCUCAGUCCGUAAGCGAAAAUGGCGUGGGAUACACGAGUUGCAGUGUGUUUGUGUGUUUUCUUUGUGAUACAGCGAGUAACAACAACGGAGUAUGAUCAUCGCAGCAGAAAUGGCCUGGCUCCAGAGUUCCGCCGCCACAGGGUGGUCCGCCCACGCAUGUUCCACGCCCGCGAGAAGAGGGAGAUCUCCAGCUCUCGCCAUCCGGAAGGGGGCCACAUCCACGAUCUCACUGUCGGAUUUGUUGUAGAUGGAAAAAAUUUUAUAUUGGAUCUUCGCCUAAACAGAGAACUAAUUCCUGAUACAUACUUCGAACGUUACCAGCACAAUGGCAAGCAUGUAAUCAACAGACCAACAUCUAAGGAAACAGAAUUGUGCCAAUACCAAGGAAAGUUGCGUGGAUACAGCAAUUCGUGGGCUGCCAUAUCAACUUGUAAUGGUUUAAGAGGUGUCAUAUUUGAUGGGGAACAGAUGCACUACUUAGAAAGAGGCCCAGCGGAUACCGAGAUAGAAGAUGCUGGCGGAGGAGGGGAUGGAGAUGGCAGAAGUGAAGAACUGGAAUCUCACAUUUUGUACAGCCAUUCAGAUCUUAUUACAAACCAUACAUGUGGUUACCAUGACACUCCUCAUGAUGUUAUAAUAAGUGAAGAAUUUAACAGAAUUCUCAGGUAUAAAAGGGAGGCUGAGAUGGUACGAGGACCAUACAAUGCAGACAAAAAGUCUCGUUAUGUAGAACUGGUUCUAGUUGUGGACAAUAAGGAAUAUAAAGCGCAUGGAGAAAGCCGACAUAAUGUGUAUGAACAUUGUAAGAAUAUUGCGAACAUUAUUAAUGCAUUGUAUGUCCCACUUAAUAUUUUCAUUGCAUUGGUUGGUGUAGUCGUGUGGACAGAAAAUGAUGAAAUCCAACUUUUAUCUAAUGGAGAUUUUACACUCACCAAUUUCCUUACAUACCGUCGUCAGAGACUUGUCAAAGAACAUCCAAAUGAUAAUGCACAGCUUCUUACGAGAGUGCAGUUUGAGGGUGGUGUUGUUGGGAAGGCUCUCAAGGGACCAAUCUGCACAUAUGAAUUUUCUGGUGGCGUCAGUAUGGAUCAUAGUAGUGUGGUCGGACUAGUAGCAACAACAGUGGCACAUGAAAUGGGUCACAACUUUGGAAUGGAGCAUGACACAGCAGAGUGCAAGUGUCCAAGUGAGCGCUGUAUAAUGGCUCCAUCUUCCAGCUCAAUGAGUCCAACUCACUGGAGUUCAUGUAGUUUGGAGUACCUAGCUCUAGCAUUUGAGCAUGGUAUGGAUUACUGCUUAAGAAACAAACCUAAAAGUCUGUUUGAUGGCCCAGUAUGUGGCAAUGGAUUUGUGGAAGCUGGAGAGCAGUGUGACUGUGGAUUACCUGAACACUGUGACAAUCCAUGUUGUAAUGCCACAACUUGUAUGCUUUUCUCUAAUGCUUCUUGUGCUACAGGGGAAUGUUGUGAUCUGAAGACAUGUCAUCCAAUGAAGGCAGGGACAAUGUGCCGUUCUGCUGACCAUGAAUGUGAUCUUCCAGAAUACUGCACAGGCCAAUCAGAGUAUUGUCCUGAUGACGUAUACAAGAUGGAUGGUGAAGUGUGUGAUGGGGGAAAAGCAUUUUGCUAUCAAGGUUCUUGCCGCACACAUUCUGACCAAUGUCGUCUGCUGUGGGGCCCCUCAGGGAAGAGCUCUGACAUGCAAUGUUAUGAAAUGAAUGAACAAGGCAAUCAAAAUGGCAACUGUGGAUUUGAUCGCUUGAACCGCUCGUUUCACAAGUGCACAAAAGAAGACAUAUAUUGUGGAAUGCUACACUGCAAGCAUCUGAAUGAGAAGCUUGAAUUUGGAAUGGAAUCAGUGGCCAGGCUGGCACAUUCCUUUAUAAAUGCUGGUGGAAGCCUUAUCCCCUGCAGAACUGCCCUUGUUGACCUUGGUCUCAAUGAAGUUGAUCCAGGCCUUGUACCAAAUGGAGCAAAGUGUGGUGAAGGAAAGAUGUGUGUGAGCCAGCGUUGUAUGCCAGUGGGCUCACUGCGAGCUGCAGCUGUGUGCCCCCAGAACUGUAAUGGUAAUGGUGUCUGUAACAGUCGAGGUCAUUGCCACUGCGCUACAGGAUUUGCUCCUCCAUUGUGUGACUAUCCUGGGACUGGUGGCAGUGAAGAUAGUGGACCUGCUUCAGAUCCAAAUGGAAGAAAAGAUGUAAUCACAGCAAUGUACGUGAUAUUCUUAGGAAUUGUUCCUUUAGUAGCCAUAAUUGCUGUUUUCAUUCAUUACACACGGCGAAAUGUGAAGUACUGGUGGAAGAAGAACAGCAACAUCCCAUCUUCGACCAAUACAAUGAAUGGAAGAGGCCCUCCAUCGAUGAAACCUUUGGAGAAGAAAAAUGGUCAACUACGGAGAAUAAGCCGUGGAAAUUCCUUGGCAUAUCACCCUGAUAAAAGCAAUGGAUUGGAAAUUUCUGCUCCGCUUCCUGCUGACCACCGAAGUGCUUCUGAUAGUGCUCGUGCUUCUCUGCUUCCAGCACAUGACAGCAGUUCUGGAUCACUUACUGGUUCAGCAGCAUCAACAAAUACAAACAGUUCGGGGAAUCUUCAGAAUAAUUUACUUGGACACUUUAAAGGCUUCACAAUUACACCAUUACCCUCUUCAUCAGAAGGAUCUUCGCAGAUUCAUUCGCCACCUGUGAGGACACUGGCCUCUCCAGUUUCUCCUCCAGUAGUCCCCUCUGUCGCCAUACUCCCUCCAAAGCCAACUAAUUUUCCUGCAAGAUCAAGUAAUACAUGUACCACAGCUGCACAGAAUAACUUUAUUCCUGCAUCAGCACCUCUGUCCACAUCAGUAACGAGUGCACCUGCAUCUAGACCAGUUAUUAGCAACCCAAUUCUUGAUGCAACUACUUGCACUGCUAAGGAGCUCGUUGCUGCUCGAGCAGCACCGUCAGUACCUACAAGGCCAGCACCUCAAGUUCCUCCUGCAAAUAUACCUUCAGACACUAAUACCAGUUCAAAUAAACCUCCCAGGCCUGUGUCUAUACCUAACACAUCUGCUGUUAAUAUGUCUGCUUUCUCUUCGUCAUUAGAAGACAGAAAAUCUAAAGAAAAUGGAUCAAGCUAUCCCACACUUACUCGAAUUGCAUCUUUUAUGAUGCGUCAAAAUCCAGUAAAUAGAUCACAGUCAAGUGCUCAUGGAACAGGUCAUAAUAAUGAAAAGAAACUGAAAAAUAAACUAGGUGAUGGCACAAACUCACUUCCUAGAACACACCAUCAUGCUGUUAAAGCCGCUAAACUUCAAAUUGAUCGCGAUACACUUAGAAACUUGCAGAUUUCUGAGCCAAUACCACUGCAAGAAAUAGAAGUUCCACAGAAUGCAUUGCCAGUAAGAGCUGCUCCAUCAGUAUCAAAUGAAGAGCCCAACAAGAAUGUUGUCAUGCGAGCUCAGAGCAUGAGGAGCACAGGAUCGGUUGUGCAGAGACCGGCUAUUCCUACAUUUGGGUCAAUGAGACAGUCUUCUGCCACAAAGAGACCUACAAGCAUUCCAGCCGGAAGUCGUCCUACAUCACCUCCACCUCGGCCACCUCCACCUCCGACAACCAAAGCUGAUGAAUUACAUACAGGAAUCAUAGGACUACCAGGCUAUCAGAACCCACCUGCAGUAAACAAUGGUGAAUAUGCUUAUGAUGACUGCUUAAAUCUCAUACAAGAAGGUUCUGUCCCAUUAGCUAACAUUGAUGAAGAAACAAGUCCCGUGAGUGCUGACAACAUAUAUGCUGUGAUUGAAGAAAGUCCUCCUGAAAAAAGUAGGAAGAAUACUGAAAGAGGCUUUUCAACAACUGCAAAGACAACAAACGGAAACACAAAAACAGCUGAGAAAUCUGAGUAUGCUGCACCCUCAUUUAGUGAAUACCAUUCACCAAAACCAUUGGAAAACAGUGUUUCUGCUGGGAGUGCUGAAUCAGUUGGCCUACUUUCAGAGAUAGUAAAUGAAAUUCAGGCAAGGAAUAUGGAAUCUAUAUAUAGUAGUUCUACUGUUGCCAGAGGAAAGAAAGCAGACGACACACACAAAACAGAAGACGAUGAUGCUUCUUCUACAGUAACAGGCACAGACUCUUCAGUGGCUGGUUCGGGAUCACCACAACCUUUUCCUGAAAAAUUAAGUGCAGUAGCUUCUUCUAACAGUUCUUUGGGCACUUAUGUAAAUGCACCAUAUGCCAGCAGCAUAUACAGAUCUUCUGCCAGCACAUACAGUAACACUUCACAGAGUGGAGUGGGUCCUCCAAGCACAAAGGCUUCAAACAGUUCAUCCAGUUCCAGUAGUGGCUACCUGAGUCCAUUGGCUGUCAAUUCUGGAUCAAUGGGCACUACAAAACCAAACACUAUAAGCAGUAAGCCUGGCGAUUUUAGCACUUUUAAGGCUACUCCCAGUCACUCAGCAGCAUCCACAACAGAAAGUUUUUCUAAAAGUUUUGAUGUGUCAUCAUACAAACCGUUUAGCUCUUCUCUCCAGCGUUCUUCUGGCCCAUUGGCUGCAGCUUUCCGUUCAACACCACAAAAUGCAGGAAGUGCUGAUCUUGAUACAAAAGCCAACAUCAAUUCAGAAAAUAAAGGUGUAGCCUCAGCAUUAAAAUCUGAAAGUGUUUCAUCACCUUCAACGACAACAGAUGCAAAAAAAUCAUCGGAAUCUGUAACAAAAGCACAAAUAGGCAUAAAGAAUGAAAAAACAGCACCAAAGCCUGCAACAGGUGCAGCUGCCCAGACCAGAGCGUCAGGUCCAGUAGCUGCUUCUGCAAAUGGAACUCAGAAACCAACUUCUGCAAUUAUAACAAAAGGAAAUGUAGUAACUUCUCCUACUAGCUCUACUUCAAGUAAAAAUAAAACAUCUGUUAACAGUGUUAAAACUGGUAAUGUAAAUAAUAGUCCUGAUGUAGUUUCUAGUUGUUCUGUUGUUGAGAAUGGAUCUGCAGAGAAAUCUCCUGAUGUUGUAAGUGGAAAAGGUAGUAGGUCAGGUGCUAGGUCUCCUGAUGUGGUGCCAACAAAUGUUGAUAAAUCACAAACACAAAUAAGUCAAAGGACUGCUGGACGCACAGCAACAAAUAAUAACAAAAGUGCAACAUCUGCCAGUGCUUCUAAAGCUUCUAGUGCAACAGGACCAGCAAAACAACCUCAGAUGACAUUAGGGAAGGCAAGUGUUUCAGGGAAACAACCACAGACAGCUCCAAAGCCAACAGUACCAAGAUCUGUUAGCAGUGCAACAGAUAAACGGAAUGUGUCAAACAGUGGAAAAGAAAGUGGUAUCAGGACAGCAGGGAAGGGGCCUACUGUUGCAAGGUCAGCAUCGGAAUCUUCUGGUAAUCGAACAGUGCCCACUGGUGCUCGCCAGGCUGCCAGCAAGCUUUCCCAUGUUGCAUCUUUGCAACAAAAAUUUGAAACUGUAUCAGAAAAGAACACUGGGUCUGUAACAAGCUCAAGAGUACCCUCAAAUGCUUCAAAUAAAGUUAAACCAUCCUCACCCAGUGCAAGUUCAAAACCCAUUUCUGAUUCAGGAAGAACUGUUUCCUUUAAAAAGUGAAGAAUAUGUGUUUCUGUUCUAGAGUUAAUGCUGCUCUGAUUCUUGUUACAAUGAAGUAUGAGGCUUCAUAAGCAAGGUGUAGUGCUGAAUGCCUAAUUCAGUGAGAAUAUGACUCGCAUGGCCAUCAGAUGAGAUAAGUGUCUUAUGUAACUUUUAUAUCUUUUCUGGCAUUUCUCACAGAACAUUUUGUUUCCAUUUUUGAAGUUCUGUAAUGGUGCUUAUUGUAAUGAAGAACUAGAACUCACAACAUCUAUGUGCACAGAAUAGUUGAGAAAUUGAAGUUAGACUAACAAUGCUGAGAGACAAACUAAUGAGCAUUGUAGGAAAUGUGCCACUGAUCUUGCUGCUGUGUUGUAUUUAAGAAAAUGGCUCUGUACCGUGUACACUGUGGUGAACUGAUUAAUGUAUUUUUUAGCCUAGGACUGAAAACCUUUAAUCUGGAGAAACAAAAUCAAAGCAUUCCUGUUACAUUCAUUACCAUAUUAUGGUAUCCAAAAUAUGUUUCUUAUUUUGAUGAACAAUUUAAGAAACAAUGUUAAUUUUCCAGAUCACUUUUAUGUGUUACAAGAAUUAUUGGAACUAUGAAAACAUAGUGGUGCAAUGUGGCAGACGAUUUUAAAGUUUUGUUAAUGCAUAACAUAUACUUUUUAUAGCAGAGUUUUCAACUUGUUGAUUGUUACCAAGAUACUGGUAACAGGUUUGUUUAAAUGUUUACAUGACAACUGUGAUAAUAUUUUUUUUAUUGUGUAAAUUGUUUACUGUUAAUGUAAUUUGUAUAAUGGUAUCUAGAGCAAUGCUUCAAUUUGUAUUUAUCCAGUACAGUCACGAACAUUGGAAGAAACAUAAGAGGAAAACAGUACUGCAGUUCUUUUAACAAUUAAGGAGGCUUAAAAGAAACCAUUUAUGUAAUUUACCUUUUUACCUUGCAGUCUUGAAAUGGCAACUUUCUUUUCAAAAGUUGAAAUCUGGCUAAGUCAUAGAGCUGUUAGUGCAACUCUAAAGUGGGUAUUAAGUAUUGCAGUAGGAAAAUACAUGUCCUUGUCCAGUAAAUGUGAUACUUGAGGCAGGGAGAAUUAUAGUUUUACCUUUUUUAUGAAUUACAGGAUAUACAGUAUGAACAAAUCAUUCCACUUUCCUAUCAGAUGGAAAUAGCUGUUGUUGUUGUUAUGUUAACCUUUUCUCCCCUUUAUAAAAUAAGCUAAUUUCUAUAAUGUAGUGUGUCGGGUUUGCUUGGGAAUUAUUAUUGGUACUAAAAUGCUGAUGAAAGGAUUUCCAUUGUUUCAACACUUUAAAAUGUUUUUAUUCCACACAAAACUUGAACUACAGUUGUAGUUAUUUAAUUGGGGGAAGUAGUUGUUCCUGUAGGCUUAUACAUUAUUGGAGGAGAUCUUGCAGUAAAAGCCUAGUUAUGUGCAACUGUACAUCACUUUUGAAAGUUUGAAUAACUGUUGUUUUAGGUAGAUUACUUAUCUGAGGUGGUUAUAAACAGUGUUGCACAACAGCAAGGGACCAUUAAGUAAGGUUAUAUUACAGUUCAUCAAUUUACUUUAAGUAAGAGUAUGAUUAUGGUUCUCUUUACAUGCUUGUAUCUGUGAAUAGCUACAGAACUUUCUGUGCUCAUGCAGCUAUUUUUUACAGCACAUUGUCUGUAAAACACAUGUAUUUGAGAUACAUUUUGAGUCCAGGAUAGCACAGACAAUCUGAGAAUUAAAGUGGAUUCAUUGACCAUUAUUGGUAUCAUUGCUCUGAGUUUUUUGCACCAUAUGCCAGAACUUAAGAACAAAACAAUGAUUGGUUAGCAGCUACAAGAUCACAUUCAGAAUUAAUUUAAACGAAUUACCUGUGAGAGAAAGAAAGAGGCUGGUACUAUUCUUGUGAUAAUUUCCUGUUAAUUACCAAUGCUAACAUACAGUGAGUGCUAAUUCGAGCUUCAGUGAAUUCAUCCAUGUCAGACAGCAGCUCAGUUCACAAUUUUUUGAGAAAUUCCGGGCAAUAUUACUUCAGAGUUAUCAAUUUUAAUUACACAGUAUUGUUUGCACAUCUCUUUUUUUACAAGUCUAUCAACUUGAAGAGCUGUUGUUGUUUGCAGAUAUUUGAAGCUCUUAAUAAGAGAGUUCUUUGUAUGACAACUAGACUAAAGUAUAAGACAUGCAGUCACACUUCCACUUGUCACAUUCCUCCACAUGUUGCAUACUUAUGGGCCACUCAUUGAAUUACUGUACAGUUUUCCUCUUACACUGUUAUUCUGUUCCAUAUCACCUAAAUUUUCACUGGGAUACUCGAUAAACACAGAUGUUGCCAUUUUUAUGUUGCUAAUAGUAAAUUAAAGUUAUGAAGAGGAAGUUAUCACACUUUUUUUAUUGCAUUUUGAAUUGGACUGUUCAUCUGAAGAAAACUUCUAAACAUCUGGAUUAUUACUGUUCAAGAAUGCAUUGUUAUUCAACCAUACUUGAAAUGGAUCCCACGUAAUUUUUUCUUUUUUUAUCACAUGUAAGUGAAACAAUAUUUUUGACCAUUUAUUAUUAUCAUCAUUAUAAAUACAGCUAUAUGGUGGUUUUAAUCAUGUAACAAUCGUGCAGGGUAUAUAUUUUUAGUGUUUUUAUUUUAACCCAAAGGUUUGGGGAUGGAAAAAAAAAAAAACCUGUUGCUGUGGCGAAAAUAAUCUUUAGGUGGCAUUUGUGUAAUUCACUAUUCAUUUAUUGAUUCUGCAGUUGUUUAUAUAUUGUGACAUCGUUUUAUCAGUUUUAUAUCUAUACUAUUCUUCUUUAAUCGAGAUGACAUAGAACCACAUCAUACAGGGGUAAGAGGGAUGGAGAAGCAAAACAAAGCAUUGUUAAUAUGAAAAAUGAAGGGAGAAAUCUUUAGAAUGAGGCAGCAUAUGUGUGAGAAUAUUGGUUAAAGGAAGGUCUUAGCGGUGAGGUGUUUUUGGUGAUGACUCGGAUGUGUGGCCUUGGUGCUAAAAUAGGAAACUUUUAUAUUCGUUUCCAAUAUCUAAUUUUCUUCCCUUUUUUGAAAUAUGAACCUAUUUUUUUAAAAUCUGUUACUUCCCUUGAAUGUAGGUUUUGUGUCAUGACAGAUCAUAAGUUGCAUUUUCAUUAUUAUUUAAAGUAAAAGUUGCUUCAGUUACUGAGAAACAGUUUUUGCAUUUUUAAUCUGAAUUCUGAAUUGAACAAUCACUUUACUCCAUCUUCUUUGUUUCAGAAAACAGUAUUUCAUUUCAUUUAGUUGUGUGAUGUUCUUUGACUGUCAAGCAUAUCAGCUAUUUGAUAUAUAUGAAUGUUGUGUGUGGUGUUAUUUUGGAGGUGUGUACCCACAUAGUAGCUCUUUUGUAUAAUGCGUGUUAUAUGAUAGUGUAGUUGUCAGCAAUUGGCUGUACUUGGAUCUGAUAUAAAAAUUCAGAUUUAGACAUAAUGGGGUGUGGUUAAAUCUUAUAUGCAGUGGCAGAUGUGGUAUACUAAACACUGGCCAAUUUGUACUGGUGCUAUGGACCUGGAGCAUAGAAUAACUAUUUACCUGAUUUAGGUUCUCGGGAUUUCCCUAAAAUCGUUUCAGGCAAAUGCCGGGAUGGUUCCUUUGAAAGGGCAUGGCCGAUUACCUUCCCAAUCCUUCCCUAACCUGAGCUUGCGAUCCGUCUCUAAUAACCUUGUUGUCGACGGGGCGUUAAACACUAACCACCACGAACCACCAACUAUUUACCAUCAAUGGAAAUCUACAUCCCUCCCUGUAGCUGUUUUAAGCUACUGCAAAUAGUUUUCUUUUUUUUUUUUUUUUUCAGAAGAAAUAUUUUAAUGAAAUAUUCAAUUAAGAGUUCAGCUUCAUUAAUUUCACUGUGUUUUUGAUAUCUUGCAAAAGACACUCUUUAUUAUAGAUUCAUGGGUAGCGUCUCUACUAAGAUUUUGGAUGAAAUUUUGUUAUAUGGAAUUGCGAGGGCAGGAGAGGAGGCUGUUCAUGUGAAGUACAUAAUCUUAUUGGCAUAACAGCUGCAUCAGAUGCAAGUGCAGAACUACUGCAUUAAAAUAAUGUACUGCGACUUCCACUGUUUCCAAUUGAGUUUCGUAAGUUACAAUAUUAAUUAAAUUUGCAAGAGCAGUACAAUAGAAUAACAAUUGACACCAAAAUUGUCUGUUUUCUGGGAGCUGAGACACUAAAUAUAAUCUUUCCCUUGUUCUUGUAUCUAUUUCUCAGAUGAACAUAUCUGCAAACAAAGAAGAUGAGAUUCUUAAUUAGUGUCUAUAAAGAAAGUAUAGUCCAAAAAAUAAAAUGAAUCUGCAUAGGUUUCCAAAGCUUUGUAUGUAAUACUGCAUGUAGAAUAGGUCUCUCUCUCUCUCUCUCUCUCUCUCUCUCUCUCUCUCUCUCUCUCUCUCUCUCUCUCUCUCUCUCUCUCUGUGUGUGUGUGUGUGUGUGUGUGUGUGUGUGUGUGUGUGUGUGUGUGUGUGUGUUUGUUUGUUUGUUUGGGGUAGGGGUGGGGGGUGUCACGCACACAUGUGCAUGCACACAUCAUACAUGUUCUGCAAGUGUGUGCCAGAAUUAUUGUGCAAAAUCUGAUAUAGUUCAUGUUACUGAGACAGGGGUGGGGACUCACUGUGGUUCGAAUAUUCUUACUUCUGCAAUAAUCUUAAUUUUUCCCUCAAGUCUUAAAAUGCAAAGGUGGCACAGUUAAAUUAGCACUGGAAUAUACUUAAUUAUCAACCCCAACAAUGAAUCUGAAACUUCGAAAACUAACUUCUGAAUUGUAUCAGUUCUUAUCAGUAAUGGUGGAAGCAAUGCAAUAAGCAGUCUCAAAUGCUGGCAUGCAGAUGUUCUAAUUCCUUUGUAGUUGAACAAAAUGCAACACUCAUCUUCAUACAAUAUGUUUUAUGUGACUUCAAUGAUUUGAAUUACUUUUCAUUUAAUAUUUGUUUAUAGAAUCUAUAUUUUUUCAAUUAUAUGCAAGUUUCCCACUUAGAGACACAAUAAUGUGAUGGCUUAGGCUUUAUACAUUUGUCUAAUGCUUGAGCUCAUGUCCUGCUUGCAACCUGUAUGCAUCUGUGUGUAUAAACCUGACUAAUUUAUAUUCUGCUUUAGACAUACUGUUCUCAUAUCAUUAAAAUACAGUGUAGUAGGAAGUGCCAUAACGUUGUUCCAAGUGGCCCUUUUCAUCAUGUGCAUCAGGAUAAUUACUUAGGGUGGCAUUUAUUCUCAUGCUAAUAUUGGCUAUAGAACAGUCAGAACUGAAUCUGUUACAUGUUAGUUUUGUAUGUACUUACUUGGCAAAAAGACAGUACAUCCAUUUCUGUGUUGUGCUACACCUUCUUCUCUACAGAGAACAGCUGUCAUUUCCUGCACUUUAUUGUAGAAAAAAAUAAGAAUCUCAAUUCUCGGGAAAUAAUUUUGCUUUGUUCCUUUCCGUAUUUCUAGUAAAAUGUCAAGACUUCAGUAUUUAUGUAUGUGUGCUCAUGCUUCGAAAUAACUAACAAAUGUUAGGAAGUUGAUCUCUAAGUACUGGUUAUAUUUGUGACUUUCUGCAUCUGGUGAAGAUAUUUUUUUAAUGCUAUAUUGUAGUAACUUCAACUGAUGGUGGUAAUGAUUUGCAUCUGCUAAGGGCAGUCAAACAAGUGAUGAAUUCUUUGAAUAUCUGUUUUUGGUCAUACAGCAUACUAAAAAAUGAGAUCUGACAUCAACAACAAUAACACAGUUAUUUUUCAUUUAUAUAAAAUUGCUUGUGACACUUCAGAACAGUGAAUUACAAAACUAGUGAUAAUGCUGAUUGAGUUAAAUUUUAAGCUCUUAUAAAAGUAUUUUAUGACAAGUUUUCCUUCUGAAAGUAUAAUACUUCUCUAUUUCACUUUAAAUUUAAAGGUAUCUACUGGAGAGUCACUGUUAUAACCUGUAAAACUAUGUAGAUUUUGCUGUUAAUUAUUAGCACUGACAAUCCAGAUUUGAUGAUUAUAUUUUCCUAAUGUCUGUGAGAUAUGGAUUUUUCUAGCAUGUCAAUAUUUGAUUCUCAGUGUACUUUGUAAAAAUGCUCUGCCUGUACUAUUAUUAAUGUAUCAGUGAUACUCAGAUGUUAAUACCAUGUCAGUGUAAAAAACCUUGUGUAUAUGGUAUAUGUGUGUGCUUCAUAUUAUUUAUUACAAGAUUGAAAUUUGGUGUACUAGAGCAGCAUAAUUCCUGUGGAUAAUGGUUGCAGUUAUUUGUGCAUUUUACAUAAACUUAACUAACUUCUUCAUGUCAUGUUUGUAAAAUUGUCUCUAUGGCAGGUUUUAAUACUAUGUAUUCGAAACUGCUAUGAUUCACAAAGAAACAGAUGCUGUUGUUCAGCUCUAUGAAGCAUGUAACAAUCACACAAGUGCUGGAGAAGUUGAUGCAGUGACAGUUUACACAUGUUGUAAUAACAAGAUUGCCUUUAAAAAACAUCAUUUGUUUUGAAAGUGGUAUGUCUUAGUUAGAUUAUUGUAGCUGAAAUUUCAACCAGUUGAUUCACAAAUGAAUUAUGCUGCCUGAGUAUAUACAGUCAAUGAAAUGUUGUGUAGUCAAAGAUUGUUGUAUGUUACAACUGGUUGUCAUCAGAGUAUGUUAUCAGGAUUGUUGAUUAGAGUUGGGAAUGGAAACAUGAUGGAACAGCUUCAAAGUUCACCAGUCCUUACGUGACACUAAAGGAUUUAUGUUUUUCUAUAUUGUACACCGUAUGUAUUAAUUUUUUAAAUUAUUUUGUUGUAUAAAUACCAAAGAUUUUUGUAUUAUAAAAUGGUGCACAAAUGA
Molecule: messenger RNA, 12311 nt
Organism: Schistocerca gregaria
Lineage: Eukaryota; Metazoa; Arthropoda; Insecta; Orthoptera; Acrididae
Gene: Meltrin
Product: pneumococcal serine-rich repeat protein
Exons: 18
Coding region: 27-5570 (1847 amino acids)
Biological process (GO): membrane protein ectodomain proteolysis
Molecular function (GO): metalloendopeptidase activity
Source: RefSeq, a predicted model, not a curated record